AUUAAAAACAAAAAGCCGAAACAGAAACAAUCAAAAGCGGAAAUAAACGCGCGAAAAACGCUAGCAAAACGCGCUGGAAACGCGACGAAAAGCAGCAGCGAAAAUUACAAAAGUCCAACAGCAACAACAACAACAACAAUAACAAGAGCAGCGCGUACGCGAAAGUUUUUGCCUAUAAAUGUACCAGGACAGCAGCUGCAGCAGCAGUAGUCGACGUGGCAGCGCAGCAACAGCAACAACAACAGCAGCAGCAGCAGCAGCAACAGCAACGACGACGGCAGCGGCGGCGGCGGCAACUGGGAACGAGGAGGAUAACUUUGAGGCGUUGACAAUAAUAACGACAACAACAACAGUAACAACGACAGCGGAUAUAGCCAAAGUGGGCGUGGGCGAGGCGACAACAACAACAGCAGGAGCAGGAGCAGCAACAGAAACAAGCGCCGCUGGCAGCUGCAACAACAGCGACGACGACGACGACGACGAAGACGACGAUAUCUAUACAUCAGCCGAUGCCGAAAUAGAUAUAGAGUGUAUAACAGCGCAGGGCUCACAAUUGCCGACGAGCAACAGCAACAACAGCCACAGCAGCGGACACAGCAACAACAGCAACAGCAGCAGCAGCAGCAGCUGCGGAAAUGCCGCGCUGUUCUGCAGCGCACGACAGCAACAGCAGCCGCAGUCGCAGCAGUCGCAGCAGCAACAGUUGCAGCUGCAGCAGACGCAACGUGCCGCCGCUGCCCUAAACGCCGAUGUGCGUUUGCUGCGUAAAAUCGGCUACAUUGCCUCGCGAGUGCGCUGCCUGGCCAAAUACUAUAACGACUUUCGCCUGGUCAAUCCGUACAGUGCGCAUCGACAGCGACGCCAGCUGCAGGAGAUAUUGCUGAAGCACUCGAUAUUCGAUCCGGGACGCGAACGGGAGCGUGCAUUGCUGCUGGCGGCGGCAGCGGCGGCAGUUGGUGCAGCGACAACAGCGGCAACAACAGCAGCAACGACAGCGGCAACGACAGCAGCAGCAAUUGUUAGUCGCAGCCAGAGCUGCAGCAGCAACAGCUUUGAGCCGCUGGAGGAGCAACCGUUGCAGCUGGACGCGGAGCUUGAUACAGAGCACGAGCGAGAGCGAGAGGAGCUGGCCAUAGCCACGGUGACAACGACAACGACAGCGACAGCGACAGCGACAACAGCGACAGCAACAGCAACAGUGCGACGCAAAUCGUCGGCCAGCAGCACCGGCAGCGGCCCAGUGACAGCAACAGCAACUGCAUCCGCUUCGGCGUCGGCGGGCGCCUCGACCAGUGCGUCGGCCUCGCUUUUGACAGCGGCCACGCCCAUAGCGCUGCUGGAGGAGCUGCUCAUACAGUUCUACGAGGAUCAGGAUCAGUGCCGCAGCAAGUUGACUGUUAUACGGCGCCGGCUGGCCUGCAACGACAAUUUGAAUACACUCAAUAAUAAUAACAACAACAACAACAUAAACAAUAACAGCAACAACACAACGACAGCAGCAACUGUUGCCAGCGACAUUGCUGUUGUCUUGCCCACCAGCAGCAGCAGCGGCGGCAACAUGUGCACUGGCAGCGGAUCUAGUCAGCCGCAGCAGCAGCAGCAACUGCAGACGCGCGCCUAUUUGCAGCCCUCGCUCGACGGCGACCAUCCGUCGCGUCGUCGUCGCGCCAGCGACUGCUCAGCGGCCGCUCUGACGAAUCAGCUGCACUGCAUCACGCUGAAGAACAACAACUGCACAGCCGUCGCGGCGGCCAGUGCGGCUGGGAAGCUGCCCUUCCAUCGGGGCAGCUGCGGCGCUGCCGGGGAGCAUCUGCUGGCAGCGAACUCGAUCGCCAAUCGCGCCACCAUCAUAUUGAGCAAGUCCUGCAGCAAUGUCGACGGCGACGUCAGCCUGACGGCCAACGUGGCCAACAACAAGCUGCGGGCCAGCGCCACCGACAUCGAGACAAAUUCAAACGCCCUCAAUGGGGGGCGGAUCGAUGCCAUGCAGCAGGCCAUUGCCGAUGCCACCUCGAACAACGGCAACAAUGAGUACAGCAUACUCCAGCUGAACAACACGAUCAUCCAGUGUCACUUCAACGACGACGACUUUCGCGCCCUGGUCAAGGAUCUCAAGCGCAAGGUUGAGUACACGGAGCGCAUGAAUUGGCUAUGUAAGUAGUGCUCUAACUAUUCUCCUUACU
Molecule: messenger RNA, 2183 nt
Organism: Drosophila navojoa
Lineage: Eukaryota; Metazoa; Arthropoda; Insecta; Diptera; Drosophilidae
Product: high affinity cGMP-specific 3',5'-cyclic phosphodiesterase 9A-like
Source: RefSeq, a predicted model, not a curated record